Messenger RNA from Periophthalmus magnuspinnatus, 2502 nucleotides. It is a transcript of the gene tnfrsf21, whose product is annotated as tumor necrosis factor receptor superfamily, member 21. The transcript is spliced from 6 exons. The record is from RefSeq and is a predicted model, not a curated record. Gene Ontology annotation, biological process: neuron apoptotic process; negative regulation of T cell proliferation; negative regulation of B cell proliferation. Gene Ontology annotation, molecular function: protein binding. The coding region runs from base 200 to 2395 and encodes 731 amino acids. Lineage: Eukaryota; Metazoa; Chordata; Actinopteri; Gobiiformes; Gobiidae.
GCCGGACACUGGGCGAGGCGAGCCCGCUGUACCGCUAUGGGAAUGAGCCAAGGGAUCCAGGUGAAGCUAGCCCCUCUUCCGGACUGCCCACCACCUCUACCGCCCACGCGCCCGCCCACACACACCGGACAAGGACAGCCGUGGACCGCGGGGUACAACACCGACUCUGUCCUCCAGUGAGAUCCGCGGGAGGACCGGGAUGAGCCGUGUUCGAUCAGACCUGUGUACCGGGCUGGAGGUGACAGAGAGAAGCAUGGCAGCGGCGUGUGUGUCCGCAGUGCUCUUGUGCUCAGCGGUGGUGUCUGCGCGGGUCUUGAGCCCCCCUGAAAAUCCCCCUGUCCUGUCCCCUCGUAAGUACCAGCACACAGACGCCUCCUCGGGCGCUCAGCUGGCCUGUGACAAGUGCCCAGCCGGGACCUAUGUCUCAGCCCACUGCUCCCUCAGUGCAGAGCGCGAGUGCGCCCCCUGUCCAGAUGAGACCUAUACACGUGGGGAGAAUGGAGUGCAGCAGUGCCACCGCUGCAGAGAGCCCUGUCCACAAGGCCUGGUGGAGAAGACGCCCUGCACAGCCACCCAGGACCGCGUCUGCACCUGUCCCACUGGGACGUUCCUGUCAGAAGGGAUGUGUAGAUCCCACUCCUUAUGCCCCCCUGGAACCAGAGUGAAGAAGCGGGGCUCUGACACAGAGGACGUGCUCUGUAAAGCCUGCAGCAAAGGCACUUUCUCUGAUGUACCGACUAGUGCAGUUAAGUGCAGGACUCACCAGGACUGUCCUUCUCAGGGGCUCGAGCUGCUUGUACCAGGGACCAGAGAGACAGAUAAUGUCUGUGGACUUCCCUCUGCACAUUCUUCCACUGGGGUGUCACUCACAACCCUAUCUGUACUCCCCAUUUCCUCCACACCUCCACCCAAAACCACAGCCUCUCCCCCGGGACCAGAGCGAGCAGAGCCACUGCAGGACACUCCCAGCUUCUCCUCUGUUCCUUCAUCAGAACUGUCCAGUCAUGUCCGGUCCUCCUCCUCCCUUCACAACUCUAUAGCAGAACAUGGAAACAGAGGUUUCCACCAUCAUUCAGCCAACAUCCAACUGAGGAGAACCAUGAACGCACAAGUCCAGAACGCACAACUUUUGGACCACACUUCUACUUCCAGUGUCCCAAAUCAGAACCCCACCCGGACUCCUCUGUCCCCUGAACACCAACUGUCCCAACAGAACUCUGGCCCUCUCCCUGGCCCCAACAGAAAGAGCAUGGACAUUUUGGAGAGCAUAGACACUGUAAAAAUUGGAGCUGGCAUCAACAAGGUGCCCGGGGGGGUCUCUGGCUCCUACCGCCCCACUCGGAGAGGGUCCCCAAGGCCUAGCAGCACUGAGCACUUUGACAUUAACGAACAUCUGCCCUGGAUGAUUGUUCUGCUGCUGUUGUUGGUGCUGGUGGUGAUCGUAGGGUGCAGUGUGAAGAGGAGCUCGAGGGUGCUGAAGAAGGGUCCAAUGCAGGAUCCCAGCAGCAUCGUGGAGAAGGCCAUCCACAAGAAAGCCCACGGACCCCCCACUCAGACCAGGGAGAAGUGGAUCUACUACUCCAAUGGGCAAGGAGUGGACAUCCUGGAGCUGGUGGCGGCUCACGUGGGCUCUCAGUGGAUCGACUUGUACCAGGUGUUGGCUAAUGCUACGGAACGUGAGGUGGCUGCCUUUUCAAAUGGGUAUGUCUCUGACCCCGAGCGAGCUUACGCAGCCCUGCAGCACUGGACCAUCCGAGACAGCGAUGCUAACCUGGCUAAGCUAAUCAACGCUCUCCACAGACACAGGCGCAUAGACGUGGUGGAGAAGGUCCGCUGUGUCAUGGAGGACAACCCACAGUUUGACCUGAACCAGCUGAUGCCCUCAGUGAACGGCAGUCAAAGCCUCAGCCCCAUCCACAGACCUCUGGAGUCUCCCAGCUUUAACAGUGUAGGGGGCAGCAGUAACAGCGUGGGAGGGUCCAGUGUGGGGGGUUCCAGUGUGGGAGGGGCCAGUGUGGGCGGGACCAGUGGAGUGGGCAUGGAGGCUUCACCAAUAGAUCGGGCCAAGGGCUUCUUUCCCGACGAAUCAGAGCCGCUGCUGCGCUGUGACUCCACCUCCAGCAAAGACUCCGGGCUCAGCAGGAACGGAUCCUUCAUUACCAAAGAAAAAAAGGACACGGUGCUGCGGCAGGUGCGCCUCGACCCCUGCGACCUUCAGCCCAUUUUUGACGACAUGCUGCACAUCCUGAACCCAGAGGAGCUGCACACACUGGAGCAGAUCCCCACAGCAGAGGAUAAACUCGACCGCCUCUUUGAGAUCGCAGGGGUCAAGAGCCAGGAGGCCAGUCAGACCCUGCUGGACUCGGUCUACUGCCACCUGCCCGACCUCCUCUAAAACAGAGACCGAACUGAUCCAGACCUGUUCUGGAUCUUUCACCUCUUAUCUAGACAGUAUCCAUCUAGAUUUUGCUAGACUUUAUCCAGACCUGUUUUAGACCUGAU